Ustilaginoidea virens is the source of this 1251-nucleotide messenger RNA. RefSeq lists its product as uncharacterized. The record is from RefSeq and is a predicted model, not a curated record. Gene Ontology annotation, molecular function: FAD binding. NCBI's taxonomy places the organism in Eukaryota, Fungi, Ascomycota, Sordariomycetes, Hypocreales, Clavicipitaceae. The coding region runs from base 1 to 1251 and encodes 416 amino acids. The transcript has a single exon.
AUGGGCGGCAAGGGGAAGCCCCUGAGGGUCCUCGUGGUCGGAGCAGGUAUCGCUGGUCAAGCAAUAGGUUUCUGGCUCCAACGCCUUGGCCACUCGAUAACCAUCAUCGAGAGAUGGAAUGCACUACGAACCGGCGGGCAGCAAAUUGACAUUCGUGAGCAAGGCAUAGAAGCCGUGAAGCGGAUGGGGAUUCUUGAUCAAGUUCGGGCGCGCGUCGUCGACGAGAAUGGCCUCGACAUAGUCGACGACAAGGGCAAGUCCGUCUUCUUCUUCCCCAGACACGAACCGGGCAGCAAGUCCCAAGGCUUCUCCAGCGAGUUCGAGAUUAUGCGCGAAGACUUGGUCCGCAUCCUCCACGACAGGAUAAAGGACAAAGUGACGUACAGGUUCGGCCUGUCUGUCCACGAGUUUGCCAACGUCGAUGACGUUGUCCGCGUCAAGCUCUCGGACGGCAGCCUGGAGGAGUACGACAUGCUGGUCGGAGCAGAUGGCCAAGGCUCCCGCAUCAGACGGGCUUUGCACCAGGAUGAAGGCGGAGACGAGCAGUUCCUGCGCCCGACCGGAUCAUUCUGCGCCUACUACGGCAUCGCCAGGAGACCCGGGGACGAGAACCACGCAACAGUGCACCUGGGCACAGAACGGCGCUUCAUCAUGACGAGAUGGCACAAGCCGGAUCUUGGCCAGGCCUAUCUCAUCACCCGCAGCCACGGAAGCCGGAUCAAGGAAGCCCUCCAGCGGGACGUCGCCGCGCAAAAGGAAACGUUUCGGGACAUUUUCCGAAGCGUGGCUUGGCCGCAAACCGACCGCGUGCUCGAGGCCAUGAGCACGAGCCCGGAUUUCUACGCCAACGAGGUGCUCCAGGUCUGCAAUAACAGGUGGUUCAAGGAAAGGGUAGUCCUCGUCGGAGACGCCGGCUACUGCCCUUCUUUGAUGACGGGCAUGGGCACGUCGGCAGCCCUUCUGGGCGCGUACGUCCUUGCGGGGGAAAUCGGCAAGCACGGAGGCGAGAACCUGGGCGCCGCAUUUGCGGGCUACGACGCAACGCUGCGGCCGUACAUGACCAAGGUUCAGAGGCUACCCUGGACGCACCGGCUUUACCCAGAGUCCAAGGCGGGAUUGAGCAUCUUUUACUUUUUGCUGGGGCUGGCGCACAAGGUGGGUUUGUACAAGCUUGCGCAGAGGCGUGCGGCCAAGGAGAGCGAGGAUAAGUGGGUGCUGCCCUUGUAUAAGGAGCUGCGUUCCGGGGAGUAG